GAACUAAAGAGAAUAACUACAAAUGAAAAAGUCCUCAUCAUUAUAAUGGCAGGCUUACAACAAUCUUCCAAACAAGUUCAAUUAGAAGAUGAAGUUUUUUUAAAUGUUCUCAAAGCGUGCUCAUUGGUGCUUGAGUUGAAUGAAAUUUUAGUGGAAUUAUCAUCUUUUAUUUCGGUUAAAUUGUCGAAAUUUUGUCCCAAUGUUUCUGCUAUUAUAGGUCCUUUAACAACUUCCCAAUUAUUGAUUGCCACCGGUUCCUUGAGGCAAUUGUCAUUAACUCCAGCAUGCAAUAUUCCCUCAUUAGGAGUAAAAGAUCUUUCUUCUACUACAAAAACCAAUCCAGGUCCCAUAAGGGCCACCGGAUACCUAUAUCACUGUGAUUUGAUUAAUUUCUUGCCCAAAGAGAUUAUGAAACAAGCAAUGAGGAUCGUAAGUGCUAAAGUAGUCCUUGCAGCUAGAAUUGAUUUAUCAAAAUCUUCAUUAAGUGGUGAAAUUGGCCUAAGUUAUAAACAGGAAAUUGAAAAUAAAAUCGAUAAGUUAUUAACUCCCCCAGAUAUGACCAAUGAUAAAGCAUUGCCAAUACCAAUUGAAUCUAAAUCCAAAAAAAGAGGGGGUAGAAGAUUUAGAAAAAUGAAAGAACGUUUCCAAAUGUCUGACUUACGAAAAGCCCAAAAUAAAAUGGAGUUUGGUAAAGAAGAAGACUCAAUCAUUAAUGCCAUGGGUGAAGAAGUCGGUCUUGGGAUGUCAAAAUCAGGUAGUCAAGGUAGACUUAAUAUCAAUAUUAAUACUAAUACCAAUGCUAAAAUGUCAAAGUCAAUGAUAAAUAGGCUUCAAAAGCAAAAACAAACUUCAGCAAAUGAUGCCUUAGACACAUUCACUUUAUCAAAUCCCGAAACUGAACCUAAUACCUCUAUCAAUUCUCCGGCAACCCUACUGAGUAUCGCCGGUAAUAAAUGGUUCACCGGUAUGAAAAGACUACAAGACGAAGAUAACGAUACAAACAAAAAGCCCAAGUUCUAGCAUAUGACUCAUAUACUUUAAUAAAGAAUAUUACGAUA
Messenger RNA from Hyphopichia burtonii NRRL Y-1933, 1058 nucleotides. RefSeq names its product U4/U6-U5 snRNP complex subunit. The transcript has a single exon. The record is from RefSeq and is a predicted model, not a curated record. Gene Ontology annotation, cellular component: precatalytic spliceosome; U4/U6 x U5 tri-snRNP complex; U4 snRNP. NCBI's taxonomy places the organism in Eukaryota, Fungi, Ascomycota, Pichiomycetes, Serinales, Debaryomycetaceae. The coding region runs from base 46 to 1020 and encodes 324 amino acids. Gene Ontology annotation, biological process: mRNA splicing, via spliceosome; spliceosomal tri-snRNP complex assembly.